CCCUUUGCUCCCUCAUUUGCCCAUUUCCCCUGCUCCUCCGCCUUCUCCUUCCGCAUCCCACGCAACAAACGCCCUCGAUGGAUAGCCAAACCCAGUCGGGGGACAGCUACAUCCUCUCCCUUGCAAGGUACAUCCGCCAGAAUGAGAAACAGCUCAGCGGCGCAGUGCUGCCUUCGUCCUCGUCGUCAAAAGCACGCACUGUUAUUCCCCCAAAGCCGUUUGCAAUCUCUCUUCAUCACCUCAGCUAUCUGCUUCUGCGCUUCGACGCUCUAGGCCUCUCCGCCGGAUCCCUCGACGAACCUCUGCCCGCCUCGAGCAGGAGUAGGGCAAGAAGCACAUUUGCCUACAUUUCCUCAAACGAACAAGGGGCCUCUUCGUCAUCAACGACUCCCUCACGGCCAACUUCGACUUUCCUCAAUCCAGAGACGAUGAGCUUGCACAGCGUACGCUCCGCAUUCUCCCGCAUCUCCCUCAGCGGAGCCGCCUCGACAACCUCCUCCUGGUUCUCAUCCACCCCUACCGAGCCGCCGAGCCCGAGCGCGCAGCUCAAGUACAUCUAUUCUGCCUUCACUAAGCUCCCUGCCUUAGAUCUUGUACCCUCACCUGCUACGGGGCUGAUCGAGGGCUUCGAGGACGAGGCUAUCACUGGUGGUCCGACGACUUUGACGCCGCUGGAUGUCUUUAGGAAUCUGCAUCUGCUGAGCUUCACUGAUGUUGAUCCACGAGGGGUCAGCGGAUGGGAUCGGUUAAGCUGUCAGUUGAGGUCACUGAGCCUCUGCAGAAGUGGCGUCGAGGAUGUUGAGGACUUUUUCGUGGAUCACGUCGUCAGAGAUGUCGCACGUAGAAGGGCAGCAGAUGGAGAGACGGUAGAUGAAGAAGGGGCGGCUUCCACCUCGGCGUCCAACGGCCAAGCCAACAAGGACCAGCUCCCCCAACUAGCCUGGCACUUCCUCUCCUCCCUUUGCCUCCCUUCCUCUUCCCUUACAUUCUUUCCCUCCUUGCCCCUUCCCUCACUCCGUUCGCUCGACCUAUCACACAACCUCCUCAUCAGCAUCCCCUCCUCCCUCUCCCACCUCACACGGCUCGUCUCUCUGGACCUCUCCGGAAACCUCAUCGAGGACACGAGAGGAGCGGCUGCCUGCCUAGGCGAAACCGGGGUGCUACGCACGCUCAAGCUACGCGGCAAUCGUAUCACGUCCCUCUCCGGUCUCGACAGCCUGACAUCCCUCCGCCAAGUGGACCUCAGAGACAAUCUCAUCUACGAAGCCGACGAGCUCGGAAGGCUCGCCGCCUCCCUCGAAUCGCUGCGCGACGUGUGGGUGAAGGGCAACCCCUUGUGCGAGGAGUACAAAGACUGGCGAGUUGAGGUGCUUGCUGAGUUCCUGAAGGAAGGUUGGCCACUGGAUGGGGAGGGGAGCGUGAGGCUCGAUGGGGAGGGAGUGGGCUGGUUUGAGAAGGGGAGAGUGGAGGAGAGAGUGCCGGUGGGAGCGAGGAGGGCGAGGAAAGGAAGAGGUAGUGAGAGUGGAGGAAAGGCAUGGCCAUCAGCCGGAGUAGCGGGUGCGGGCGAUAGGGAUACGCCAGCUGGGGAAGGCAGUGAAGCAGGGCCGAGUGCCCAGAUCGUCGCUGUCAAGCAUCGCGCGAGGACAGGGAGCCAGCAUCACCGCAAGACGACUCACACCGGCAGUGUCAGGCGACCACAGAGCCCGCGCAAGCAGCGCAAUCUCGCCACGGUGGUGCGAGGGGACGAUGAGGCUGCGAUGUCUUCCACGCCAGAGCCAUCCAUGGAAGUCAGCGAGGCUGAGCAGCUUAAGCGGAAAGUACUCGGUACCGGUCCCUCAGAAGCAGAAAGAAAGGCGAAGACGACACAGGAGCACGCCAUCACAACAGAAGCUGUGCCACGCUCUCGCAAGAACAGCGCUCGCCCUCACUCUCCAAGCAAGAAGCGGGCCCAAUCGCCCGCUACACCUCGAGCUUCCUCACCCGCGCUUGGGCAAGCGGGAACUCCAGGCUCAGCCCAGAACCAGGUGGCAGGUAGCAGUCUGGAGCUGAGGGCGCGCAUCGAGCGGCUGAAGAAGGAGGUCGGCGAUGAUUGGAUGAGGGUGUUGAGUUCUGGCGGUGGAGCCGGCGCGGUAGUGGCUGGUGGAUCAGGAGGGAAGCGCGUGGAGAGGAGGGACCCCUCUUCGUAGAGGUUCGAGGUGGAACUCGAGGUUGGUUGCUCGGAGGCAGAGGAGUCAGAAGCAUAUACCCCACCUACACGAUCAUAGUACAAACAGUGCAAUAUGACCAGCAUAGUUCUGCUAG
Molecule: messenger RNA, 2301 nt
Organism: Jaminaea rosea
Lineage: Eukaryota; Fungi; Basidiomycota; Exobasidiomycetes; Microstromatales
Exons: 1
Coding region: 78-2186 (702 amino acids)
Cellular component (GO): cytoplasm
Molecular function (GO): protein kinase binding
Source: RefSeq, a predicted model, not a curated record